This is a messenger RNA of Stereum hirsutum FP-91666 SS1, 356 nucleotides long. RefSeq lists its product as uncharacterized. The transcript has a single exon. Lineage: Eukaryota; Fungi; Basidiomycota; Agaricomycetes; Russulales; Stereaceae. The record is from RefSeq and is a predicted model, not a curated record. The coding region runs from base 51 to 248 and encodes 65 amino acids.
ACUGCUUCAUACUGCGACAAUAAUGGACACUUGCGUCCAUAUUGCCUGCAAUGGUCCCUGAAGGCUUACUGAUACACCGACCCACCCAACAGGGAUAUGUUGCUCGUGGCUUAUACAUCUCAGACCUUCAACCUCGAAAGAGACUUACGGAUGUAGCCGGGCAGCCACCUAUUCGUCGGUGUAUCUUGCAAGUUGAACUUACAGAAUGUGGGGCAUCGUGUCCUUGUGAUCGCGUCCUCUCCAUAUAAAAGCUCGUGACGCAAUGUCCACUCUUCUCAUCCCCAGCCCAGCAAGCACAUCCAACACGCAACAAACACAUCUCACUUCUCCUCAACUCUCCGUCAUCUCAUCAUGUC